Messenger RNA from Erythranthe guttata (spotted monkey flower), 1326 nucleotides. RefSeq names its product Putative membrane lipoprotein. Lineage: Eukaryota; Viridiplantae; Streptophyta; Magnoliopsida; Lamiales; Phrymaceae. The record is from RefSeq and is a predicted model, not a curated record.
UUAUAUGUAUAUGUAUACGUGGUUUGCCUGUCACCAGUUAUUAAAGUGCUUCUACAAAAGUGAUUAUCCACACCUGGGCAGCAAUUAUUCAGCACUACACAUACACAUUAGAUUAUCAUCUCCAAAAAGCUUUACACACACUUUCUUCAAUUUCCUUUCUCUUACCAUUAAACAUUUUCUUUCCCUCUAACUAAGCAUCCAUAAUAUUUAUUAACUAGUCCAACUUUUCGAGUUCAAUCAUGGAAAACCCGCUUAUAAGUCCGUCGAUCGCUACAAAACCGCCAACCUUUCGAUAGAUCAGCCGAAUCGAACUUAGAUCAACGACAACACGAGAAAAGAAGGUUAUAAAUAAAUACAUACAUGAAGUCCUUAAGUGGAGUCGGGCUUGGUUUAAGCCUUGUUUUCGGUUGUCUUUUAGUGGCUCUUUUAGGCGAGCUCUACUAUUUGCUAUGGUGGAAGAAGAAGAGUAUUGCUAAGAGACGGAGAAGAAGAAACAACAGUAAUAUUAACGGCAACGGCGACGAAGAAGGAUGUUGGAAAAACCCUAGUAGUACUAUUUGUUCUCUGAGAUGCACUGCUCAAGAUUUGUGCUCUUCUUCGUCUUCGGUCCACGAGCCGCAAUCUUCAAUGGAGUUGUGGCUCAAGCCCUUUAGAGACGGAGAGAAUUUGCCGAGAUUCCUGUUCACGAUAACCGAAGAAACGAGAGAGGAUUUGGAGUCGUCUGAAGAUGGUGGGAAUAUUGUGAGUAGGAGCAAUUUGAAUGAUUUACUUCAAAUUUUGGAGACUCCGUACUUAACGCCUAUCGGUUCGCCGCAUUAUUUCACACCACCGAUAACUCCGUCGUCUUUUUCGAAUACUACUUACGAUAAUCGGUUAAUAAAUAGCCCGUUUUCGGAAUCGGAAAGGGAUGCAGCAUUCAAUAGGCUUAUGUCGUCUCCACCUCCAAAGUUUAAGUUCUUGAGGGAUGCCGAGGAAAAGCUUAUUGUUAAUCAAAGAAGAAAAAAUAUGGAAGAAACGGGGAAUCGUGAACGGAAAAUUAACGAUGAUAGUUCGGAUUCAGUGGUGUGUAAAGAAGAGGAAAAUGGGCCGUUCAUCACAAUCAUUGUUGCUAAGAGCCAAGAAGAUGAGAAAGAAGAACAACUCAAUAAUGUUAGAUAAGUUUUUUUCUUCACCUGCCAGCUUUUCUUUUUUGUUUCCUACUUUUUUGUUUAUACAAUGAAAAGCUUUUUUUUUUUUCUUUUUUUUUUUUAGUUUGAGAAUAUAGUCCAUGGUGUUAGUUCAUUUUUGCAGUAAUGAAAUGAUGACUUGAUUCAUUUUCUGAUUUUA